Salpingoeca rosetta is the source of this 2788-nucleotide messenger RNA. RefSeq lists its product as uncharacterized. The record is from RefSeq and is a predicted model, not a curated record. The transcript has 19 exons. Gene Ontology annotation, molecular function: chloride channel activity; protein dimerization activity. Gene Ontology annotation, cellular component: plasma membrane. The coding region runs from base 98 to 2788 and encodes 896 amino acids. Gene Ontology annotation, biological process: chloride transmembrane transport. Lineage: Eukaryota; Choanoflagellata; Craspedida; Salpingoecidae.
GUUUUGUGGGAGGAGACAGAGUGCUGGACAACAACAACAACAGCUCACACCCACCAACCCACCUCAACACACCCACCUCACCUCGCUGCCUGUGACGAUGGAGCGAGCAGACGAGAUUGACGAGACAGACCUGGACGCUGUCGAUGAGCUGCCAGGUCAGCUCACGGAUCCCGAUUCGGAGCGGGAGGGUGGCGCAGGCGGCACGCUGAUGUUCCAAGACACCACGGCCGUGGAUCGCAGGUCAACCAGGUUCGACCGCGAUGAGGAGGACGCUGCCGAACGCGUGCGCAUGGCACGAUCUGAGGCCGGUGGGUUUGAUCAGCCUCCAUCUUGCUACCCAACGCUCGAGGAGCUCUACGGCGGCUCAAACAAGGAAAUGAUUGGCAAGUGUGUGAUGGCACACUGCUGCGAUGAGAAUCCCAAGAAGAUUCACGCCGUGCUGCAGUAUGAACUGCCCAAAGACAAGGCGUUGCGCGACAAGGUGCUCAACAUCGAGCGCAAAGACUACCAGUACUUUGAACGGCUUUCGAGUGCGGAGUUUGAUAAGAUGACGGAUCUUGUGAAGAACGUGCACCGGCGCCGCUUCUUUGAGCUCGAGCUCACGCAGGAAGAUAUUGCAGCAAAGAUUACAGAGCUGCAGGGCCUCGCUGAUGAGGGUGUUGCGACCAAGGCGCAGCUGAAGGACCUGAAGAAGAAGAAGCGCCACUAUGAAGAGCAGGCGGUGGUCAUUGAGAAGGAGCUCAAGGUCACGGAGGGCGAGAACGACAUUGUGUUUGUCAAGGUGCACGUGCCAUUUUCGGUGCUCCUGAACGAGGCAGAGCGCGCCCACCUCAAGAUGCAGCUGCGCACCGACAGCGUGCGCACAUCUGUUUCCCGCCAAACUUCGGAGACGCGCAACCUGCUCAGCCUCUCCACCAUCAUGGAUGGUGUCGACAACGUCAAGCGACACCUCAACUUUGAGAAAACGCUGGACCCGGACGUGUUCCGUCUCGUGUUCACCGUCAAGAACCGCGAAAACUUUGUCAAUCACGACUCUCCACAGCUGUUCUUCACACAGGCACAGGAGCUGUACUUGACGGACCGGGUGCUGAAGACGCGCCGCUACGCUCCGCGCGCAUCUGUACCCGAGGACGACUCGUUCCAGAUUGGCUAUGAGCGGCUCAUCCACAAGGGCGUGUACACAAAGGCGUUCCCACUGCACGACUCAGACCUCUCUGGUCUGCAGCAGGGCCAGCGACUGCAGUUGGACGACAAGUGGGCAAGCUGGAAAAACUGGUACCACCACCAGCCAAUUGACACUGUUCGCGACUACUUUGGGGAGCGCGUUGCCUUCUACUUCCUGUGGCUUGGCUUCUACACCAAGUGGCUGGUCGUGCCGGCUGCUCUCGGUAUUGUCACGUUCUUCAUCGGCACGGGCCUGCUCGACUCUGUGGAUGUGCAGGAACUCUGCAACAGCACGAAGACCAUCUGUGCCACGUGCUCGUCGUGCGAGACGUGGUCGCUCAAAGACGCGUGCCAGGCCUACCGCUACAGCUACCUCAUCGACAACCACGCCACCGUCGCCUAUGCCGUGUUCAUGUGCCUGUGGGCAACGCUGUUUCUCGAGUUCUGGAAGCGGCGGCAGAUCCGCGCCGCGUGGUCGUGGGGCGUGAGCGACUUCCAGAAACUCGAACCACAGCGACCCGAGUUCCAGGGAACGCUCACAUUUGACCAGACAACAGGCCUCUUGCACACGUUUUAUCCGCAAUCGAAGCGCGUGCGUCAGUACAUUGCCAACGCCAUGCUGGUUGCAUCCAUGCUGGCGUUUGUGGUGCUCGUUGUGCUCGGUCUCGCUGUGCUGCGCAUCAUCCUCAGAGACGCCCUCUACAGCUCCAAUCCGGGCGGGGCGGCUGCAAACCAGCUCAACGACUUGGUGACUGUGUUUGUCUCUUCUCUGAUUCUCGUCCUCAUCAUCGUCGCCCUCAACCACGUGUACAACCGGCUGGCUGUUGUACUGACGGAUUGGGAGAAUCACGAGCGCGCCUCUGACUACGAGCACGCGCUGGCCAUUAAAGUGUUUGCAUUCCAGUUUGUCAACAACUUCUGCUCCAUGAUCUACGUCGCCUUCUUCAAGGGAACAUUCAAUGAUCGGCCGGGGCAGGAGGCGCGCAUCUUCGGCUAUGCGCAGGACGGGUGCCCGGAGUACGGGUGCCUGCUCGAGUUGACCAUCCUGCUGGGUGUCGUUAUGAUCGGACGUCAGGCCGCAGGCAACAUCCGCGAGAUUGUGGUUCCAAACGUGUUUGCGUUUGUCAACCGCCGCUCUGCCCGAUACACAAAGCGCCGCUCCUCCUACAUGCAGGCAGCUGUGCCGUGGGAGGCGCAGUCGGUCAUGGCGGGCGUUGGCAAGCUUGGCCUCAUCCAGGAGUACCUGGAAUUGAUGAUCCAGUUUGGGUUCAUAACGCUGUUUGUGACGGCGUUCCCGCUGGCGCCGCUGUUUGCGCUCAUCAACAACGUCACAGAACGCCACGUCGACGCCAUCAAGAAGACAAGGAUCCACCGCCGAUCGUUUGCAGACGCGACGAGCAGCAUCGGCGUGUGGUUUGACAUCCUCAACUUCCUCAGCGCCCUCGCUGUUGUGUUCAAUGGCUUUGCCAUCGCCAUCACCUCCAACUACAUCCCGCGGCUCGUGUACUCGGAGACGGAGGGCACGCUGCGCGGCUUCAUUGACGCGCGCUACUCGUACGACGCAGCCAACGACUGCUUCUACCGGGUAAUGCACGCAGACGCAGACGCAGACGCAGACACAUAA